UACAGCUCCAUGGUGCAUACUUAAUUACUGCACGCUGUGUAUCUUUUGUUCGACCAGAUUUGCUUCUCUUAGUAAAAUUAAAAUUUUAUUUUCUACUUGUUUUGGUUGACCUCCCUAUAUCCGAGUGAGAAGCUGCGCCCACCAUCACGCCUGCACCCCUGCAAAAAUAAAUGGCUCGUCUAUCUUGCUAGAGCGCCUCCAGCUUGAUGUUCCUCCAAGUUCCAGAACGAUAACCAGAACGAAAUAACUCCGAACCCGUGCGCGACCGGUAGAAAUAGCACCGCUGUAAAGCUGAAACCUCCUCGAGUGAGAACUACCCUAAUAAAGAUUAAAGCACUACCCCGCUAGGCGGCACCAUCUGCAUCCUCCUGUCGUCCGCGGAGGUGGAGGACAUCGAGAUUGUCACAAAUUUUUGCCGGACUACUACUACAGACCACCAGGUGCUGGAUGUUGACGACGUGGUCCUGACAACGAACUGACACACAGCGCAAAUUCCCGGUCCUUGUUCGCCGCAAACGAAGCGCCUCCUAAAUCUUCACCAGGGAGCACAAAAAUUAAUUGCGGACCACUUCACCGCCUCCAUUAGAAUUACGUCAGCAGUUGGUUCCAGGCCUGUACAGUACCUACAACCGCCUUUACUUUGAACUGAGAGGACGUCGCACAGCGAUCAUCGGCCCGCUUCGUCCUGUGUCGUAGUCGUCCCCAAUACCAAUAGUAUUUGUGGGAAAAUAUAUUUAUCGCCGCCGGCGACCUACAUCGACGAAAGUACUGCGUCCACUGCUACCAGCAAUACCACGUGGUCGGAGACGAGACGACCGGUGGCGCAGAUCAAGUAAAAGUUCGAGUUGUAGUACCUGCUGCAACCUCUACAGCCGAUCCUUCGUUCAGCAAGUAGGGUUGUACUAAUCGUCCUCCAGCCCCAUUUUGUUCAUCCUGCUGAGCUCCGCAUUGCAUCACGACUCCGGCCAGCGCCAGGGUCGUCGACUACAUCAAUCUUCCUCUCUUCCUGAGAAUACAAGCAACCAAAAAGUGCGCAGAAACUUACCCUCGGCACAAGAACAACAACUGGAACAACUUCGACCUUCUUCCGGCGCUUCCUCAGUCACUGUGGUCACUCACACUGCUGGCCUGACGCUGGUGUGACUCAAUUCGAAUUCUAGAAAUAUCUAUUCCCUCAACCACAACCACUUAUCAAGAAUCGAAGAUGGCGAAUCUGACCGGUGUGGUGCAAUAUCGAAUGCAAAUAUGUAUGGGUCUGGAAGAUUCCGAGAUUUGUCAUGCUGGUCCGGCAUGACCCUUAACUCUGUACUGCGUUGCCACAAACAGGCUCUUCUGCAUGUCAUGCAAAAACGCAGUUUCUCAUGCGGAAUACGCAGCACAGAAGCACGAAAGAACUUGUCAUGCUUGGCGACGCAUUACAGUGCAUUCGUUAUUGACUGACUUGCAUUACAAGUUUAUUCCAGACCCAGACAUUUUUGCAUUUGAUAUGCAAACGCAAACCCAGCCGGAGCUGCCGCAAACGGCGACCCGGCCCAUGGGGACCCGAAGGCAUCUAUCCUGAGUAAAAACGUCCCGACUCCAUACGUCAAGUUGGGAACUCCGCAACACAAUUCCAAAGACUUUAGGAGUCACGCAUUACAAACUGAAACUUGUUAUUGUUUUCUCUGUUUUGUAAUGCGGGUUUGGGUUAGCAAGGACAAGGAGAAGGACAGCCGCAUCACAAAUCCAUCUUGGCAUCCUGUUUGCAGCAUCACAAAUUCCAGAUGAACACAGCGGCUCAAAAUGAAAAUGCCUCUCACUCGUCAUCAUGAUGCGGAUGCGCAUUACAAGUCUUCCUGUGAUUGCAAAUCUGCAUGACAGCUUUCGGGUAGGGACGUUUUUACGCAGGAUAGCACCCCCAAAACGGACGGACGGUGGUGCAGUACAAGGGGGACAUGCUCCCCAUGAACUACGCACUGCCCGAAACGGUGUUCAGAUCGGGUCUCUUUGACUUGAAGAAAGAAGUUAUCGCAAGAAAAAACUGUUUCACUGUGAACUUGUGAUGCAGAAAAAGCAUCACGGAAGUGUUUGUCUUGCUACACAUGCAAGACAGUGGACUUUUAGCUGCGUUUUCCCUUAGGAAUCUCGCAUGGCAAAUUGUCUCUGUCAUGCGGAGCAAACUUGAUGUGAUGCAAAAGUUGCAAAAUCCUUUACAGUGAAACACUUUUUUCCUGUGAUAGAAGUCCGCUCGGUAAAGCGAGGGAUCGACAGGAGACACGGGAAAAAUUUAGACCAGGCAAAAGAUUACGCAAGCAGGAAACGGUAUUUUUUUUGAAUUUUGUUGAAUAAUGAUGUGGGUGAUGGUCGAUGAUGCUGGUGAUGACUGAAGAUUUUCGUCGUGCCACAUCGGGAUAUUGUGCAAGCGUGCAGUGUGGCGCAACAUCACAUCAUCUUGUUGCUCGCAUAGAUUUACUUGAGAACAUGAUCAGGACGAUCAGCUUUACUAAAAUACCACAGCGUGACCCGGUCACUCGCAGACCCGGUCACUCCAGAUAAUGUGGUUGAUGAUGGUCUGUGAUGCUGGUUAUGAUUGAAGAUUUUCAUCGUGCCACAGCGAGAUAUUUUUGUGCAAGUAUGCACCAGUGUGGCGCAACAUCACAUCUUGUUGCUCGCAUAAAAAAUUUGCAUGAACAUCAGGAGCUGCUUUACUAGCUUUACAAAAAAUUAAAUCCUACAGCGUGACCCGGUCACUCGCAGACCCGGAGUGCUACGACCCGCAGCCAACGGCAGAAUAUCCUGUGCAAAAGUAUCGCACUCGUAUUGCAAUCAUGCAUUACAAAUCUUUUUCUUGGGGCAAAUCCGCAUUACAAAUUUCUUCUCUCAUGCUGAGGAAAUUCAUUCAUACGAGUACGAUACUUUUGCAGUUCAUACAGAAUCGGUGGCAGCAAUCGAGUCAAGGCUAGAUGAGCUGAAGCGCACAAGCGGCGACGCGCUGAAUCAGAAGGGUUCAUAUGCAAUACAAAUUUCCCGUACAUGUUGUACAAGAUGCAUCACAAAUUUCACAACUUGGGAGCGUAACACUUGUCAUGCUAAACUAGGAUCGAAGCCAAGCCUUGUCAUGCAGAGACCGCAUUUCCAUUUGUCCGUGUACGCGAAAUUUACUGUGGAUAGUUCACGGGUCAAGAUCAUGAAUUUACCGGAUGACGUCGUGAACGUACAGACUGAUGUGAUUUUUUCUUACGUCGAAAAACUACGACAAACUACAACUAGUAAAAAGUAGAGUUUGUGAUGCAAAGUUUCCGAUGAAAGACGGAGUUUGUAGUCGUGCAAUGCCAGCACUAGCACUAGCACUACAAUGCAAAUACGUCAAAACAACACAGCGUGGCGCGGGUGCGAAUGACUUUCGGUUGGAUGUGAUACAGAAGGACAUUGACCACAAAGAGGAAUACUUGCGAUCGGGCAGUAUGUUUUAAAGAUAGUGAUGCUCCUGGUGUUUGAAUUUAUCAUGUACUUACACCAGAGCUUCCUGCUUUUUGGAGACAACUUCACUAUGCAUAUUCGACGGCCUCCGGCUCCUGGUCAAGUUAUUUCAAAGCUGCAAACAAGUCAACCGAAUAAAAUUAAAAACAUAAACCACGAACGUCUCUACAGGAUACAAAACCCGGCACCUGACGAAAAAGCAAAGUGAUAUGCUGGAGGAUCAGUUGUUUCUACUAGCGAGAAGUCAAGUAUUCUGAAAAGCAAAAAAACAAGAAGCAACUACGUCGCAUGCUGCAGCGAUUAUGACGCACCAUGAUGCCCAACACAUACACAGAGAUGGAAAAGAACAUCAUGAUAACCUUGCUACGCGCAGCUGCAACCAGCAUGCAAGGCCGUGCGCUCCUGCUCCGAAUGGUGCUUGCUUUUAUUUACCAUGGUCUUUUCCUGCGCUUGCUUCUUGCUUCUGAACGGGCACGUCAUGAGUUUCAUUUACUUGGAUCAAGAUCGCUUUUCAAGAGACUGAGCUCGAAAGUAGAUUCAUGAUCUUCCCUGUCGAUACUUUUCCCGAUCGGCAUCACCAUCGACGAGAACCAGAACGACAUAUGCACUGCAAAAGUAUCAUACUCGUCUAAAUGCAUUACAAAUUUUCUCAGCAUGAGAAAGAAAAUUUGUGAUGCGGAUUUACCUUGAGAAAAAGGUUUGUAAUGCAUGAUUGCAAUUACCACGGGACGAGUACGAUACUUUUGCACUGGAUACGACAAGAUUCUGUACGACGAAUAUCCACAGUGGUACCGCAUGAGCGACUACGCAUUGUAAAUAAUAGAAUGUCUGGGUCUGGAAAACUGGAACUUGUAUUAUGCCUGUCUUGCGUUCCUCAAAAUCAAAAAUCUGCUUUGUGUGAUUUCGCAUGGCACAGGGAGCUGCUCCACCCUCUGUAUGUGAGAUAAAGAUAAACGCAAUCAAAAAUGCCUUGCCUCCAUGCAGUUUGGCUUUGAUCAUGACGCAGCAUCACAGGUUUCCAGAUGUCGGCCAGAGCAUACUAUUUGCAAUGCAUAGCGAGUACGGGGAGAACUUUUUCGCCCGCGGAGUGAAAACCACAAGGGAGAUGGGGAUGGGAAAACAACCCUACGCCAUACACGAGAAGGUGGUAUGAGAGGAGAAAUGGACGAGGUUGUAUCUGUGUUGCAUGAAUGCCAAAAGUUUUCUACUUUUGACCAACAAGCUGAGAGGAAGUUUCUCAUGCUCUCAGUUUAGGCAACAUGAUAGGGAUCUCACAGAAUCUGUCAUGCUAGGCCCUGCAUUCCAGACGACAUGGAAAUGAAUCAUGGACUGUAAAUUUGACUUCCUCUCGUCUCUCUCCUCGCAUAGCAACCUGACUACGAUUUUCGGAUGUCGAUGAUCAAGCAUCAAAUCGCGAUGGGAGAGCGGAAGGGGUGAGAAAAUAAAGGAGUCGACACAAGGAAAAAAGUCGAAGACGAAGAGGAGGUGGUUUGUUUCAUCUUCAUCUAUCAGAUUCAGUGCCACAAAAUAAAAAUGCAUCCACAACGUACUUACUUUACUUCUACCUGGAGCUCCUGCUGCUCCUGUUGCGCUAGCUACUUUGUUUUACAGAAAAUUACUUUACAGCUCGCAGUUGUCAACUACUACGCAACACCUUUACCUAUCAUCAAAUAAUGCCUCUGGUUCAGGGGAAUAAAGCCGAAUGUAAUGCAGCAGCUGCCGCUGUAGUUUCCACGUUGUACAAAACGGGCGGCAUAGCAAGUUUGUAUGAAAAUGGUUGACCAACAACAUUCCCCGAUACCAAUCAAAGUCUGAAAACAAUUGGAAUCAUUGCCACGCCCACGGCCUCAACAAAUACCGAAAGAAAGAACGAAUUUGAAUUUAUAUGAAAUACUUUGAUUGGACAUCCUCAUUA
This is a messenger RNA of Amoebophrya sp. A120, 5374 nucleotides long. The record is from the annotation of a GenBank genome assembly. NCBI's taxonomy places the organism in Eukaryota, Dinophyceae, Syndiniales, Amoebophryaceae.